AUGGGGUCGCACCCCAUUUCGGCAUUUCAAUAUUGGCAGGACAUGGCUGGGUAUAGUGACCAAGUAUCUUCAGCCUGGGUGGUGGACACAAGUGGCUGCACGAUGAUUAAACUCAUUCACAAAUUGGAGGCCACCAGGGACAAGCUAAAGAUUUGGUGCAAGGGUGGAGCCAAUGAUGUGCCACAUCAAAUAAUGGAGAUUAAUGCCAAAAUCAAGCAUGUACAGUCCCGAAGUGAAAGUGGCCACCUUGAGGCCAUUGACAAAGAAUGCAAUCUCAAGCAUGAUCUUUCCACGCUAUUGUGGUUAGAACAAUGUCAGUGGCACCAGAAAUCUAGAAUCAAAUGGAUGAGGGAUGGGGACCUAAACACCAAAUUCUUCCAGGGGAUCGCUAAUGGGAGGAGACGGAGGAACAAAAUCGAAACCAUCUCCCAUGUGGGACAGCUCCUAACAAAUAUGCCUAAAAUUUUUACGGGUUGCACAGAUUUCUUUGCUGGUCUUACAGUGUUGCCGGAGGAGAAUGUGGAACUCUUGAAACCAGUCACUGCAGCAGAAAUCCAGUGGGCAGUAAUGGAGGCUGAUAGAGACUCCACACCUGGCCCAGAUGGGUUUGGUAAUAGCUUCUUUCAGAGCAACUAG
This is a messenger RNA of Nymphaea colorata (pocket water lily), 636 nucleotides long. RefSeq lists its product as uncharacterized. The transcript is spliced from 2 exons. Bases 1 to 636 code for a protein of 211 amino acids. NCBI's taxonomy places the organism in Eukaryota, Viridiplantae, Streptophyta, Magnoliopsida, Nymphaeales, Nymphaeaceae. The record is from RefSeq and is a predicted model, not a curated record.